UGUCUUACGCUUGUCAUGGUCGUUAUGUUUUUUGUUUGUUUGUGUGGCCUGCCAGUCUCGGGUCAUCUCCGAGUGAAGCUUCGCGUGUGUGAGAAAUUGUUGGGAGUUGUGACCAUGAGGACGUUAGCAGUGCUAGCAAUGCUGAUGCUAACAGCAUGCGAGGCGCAUCGGGCGCUGGUGGUGUUCCCGAUCCCCACGCGCAGCCACAUCAACCUGGGCGAGGGCUACGUCAGGCACCUGCUUAGGGCCGGCCAUCAGGUGACGUAUAUAACUCCAGUUCCUAUUAAGGACCCAUCAAAGAAUUUGCGACAAAUCGACGUGUCUUCAAACUUUGCCCUUUUUCCAGCGGGUGAAAUUUUAGACCUGACGAAGCUGAUGAACAAGGAGUUACCAGUGUUCGGCACACCGGAGGUGCUGCAGAUGAUGCUGGUCAUCGCCAACGGGACGCUGAUGCAUGAGCACGUGCAACGACUGUUGCAUGACGUCCAGGAGGAGUUCGACGUCGUCAUAGCGGAGUGGAUGUUCGUGGAGGCGUACAGCGGACUAGCACCAGUGUUCGGCUGUCCGUUCAUCUGGUCGUCCUCCAUGGAGCCGCACGCGAUGGUGCUGUCCCUCAUGGGCGAGGACCCCAACCCUGCCUACGUGACGGAUUACAGCUCCACCAUAGUCCCGCCCUUCAACUUCCAGCAGCGAGUCGCUGGACUCUGGACGUUUUUGUCCACUAAGUAUCAUAAAUGGCAAGACGAGGCUUCGCUAUACGAGAAAGCGUUCACCUCAGCAGCGGCCGCCAGGGGUCGCCACCUGCCUCCAUACGAGGCGGCCAAGUACAACGCGAGUCUGAUGCUGGGAAACUCCCAUGUGUCCGCUGGAAGCGCGUUCAGUCUGCCGCAGAGCUACAUUCCUAUAGCUGGGUACCACAUCGAGGAGACAGUCAAGCCUUUACCUAAGGACCUCCAAACUCUUAUGGACAAUGCUAAACAUGGAGUUAUCUACUUCAGUAUGGGCUCCGUACUGAGCAGCAAAAGUUUGUCCGCGGAACUGAAACGUGCCCUCCUUGGCAUGUUCGGUCAGCUGAAGCAGACCGUCAUCUGGAAACUGGAGGAGUCACCCGAGAACUUGCCCAAAAAUGUCCAUUUGAUUGGUUUUGCUCCACAACAAAGCAUAUUAGACCAUCCUAAUUGUAUCCUCUUCAUCACGCAUGGCGGGCUGCUAUCCAACACGGAGGCGCUGCAUUUUGGCGUGCCCAUCAUCGGGAUCCCCGUCUUCGCUGACCAGUUUCUCAAUAUCGACAGGGCUGUGAGCAAAGGCUACGCGAAGAGAGUGGAUUUUGAUCACGACAUUCCGGAGAAGUUGAAAGAGGCUAUUGAAGAUAUUCUUGGAAGUUCAAGGUACCAUGAGCGAAUGAAGGAGCUCUCGUUUGUGUACCAUCACCGCCAGAGCCCGCCCGGCAAGACCCUGGUCCACUGGGUGGAGCACGUGGUGCGCACGCGCGGCGCGCCGCAUCUGCGCUCUCCUGCGCUCCUGGUGCCCUGGUACCAAAAGAUGUACCUCGAUCUGUUGGGUCUUGUGUUUGUACUUGUUUUAUUAAGCGUUUUUGUUGUAAGACGAUUCUUGUCGACUAAGAUUGAUGUGAAUAAGAAGAAUAGAUGAUUUAAUGUUGUGUUGCUUUAAUAUUGUGGAAGAGGUGUACAAUCUAAGAAAAAAUAGAGCCCAUGAAUUUGUCAGCUGAUGUAGAUGGCGCUGUACCUACGGCUCCAUAUGUUUUGUGGUAACAGAAUUGUCAAACGCCAACAGCCAAAGUUGCCGUAAGAUGUUAUGGAGUCGUACAGCGCCAUUUACAUUAGCUGUCAAACUCAAAGCACGAAUUUGUCUUGGACUUAACACACCAGUGGCCUAUUUUAUAAAGCUACAAGUUACAAUUUACAAGCGGAAGUCUCGUUCUAAUACAUAGGGUGAGAAAGAGACUUCCGCUUGUAAAUUAUAACUUGUAGCUUUAUAAAAUAGGCCACAGAUCAUCUCUAUCGUUAUAUUACAAUAGGUAAUUAGGUUAGUGCUAUGUGUUUUUUUAUAAGAAGGUUCGAGUCGAGGAAGAUUGAUAUGAAUCAUGUGAAUAAACAUAAUUGAUGAUAAA
Molecule: messenger RNA, 2131 nt
Organism: Cydia fagiglandana
Lineage: Eukaryota; Metazoa; Arthropoda; Insecta; Lepidoptera; Tortricidae
Product: UDP-glucosyltransferase 2-like
Exons: 9
Coding region: 16-1650 (544 amino acids)
Molecular function (GO): UDP-glycosyltransferase activity
Source: RefSeq, a predicted model, not a curated record